AUCAUCAAAUACCCAAACUGCCCUUCUUCACAAAAUCGUCAUCGUCUCGUCUUCUCUCGACUCGUCUCCUUCGCAGUUACAGAGGCCAUGGAAACUCUAGCCUCCUCCGCCACGAUCGUCUCGUCUUCGUCUUCUUCCCUCCCGAUCUUCUCCCCCAACACCAAAGAUUCAUCGUCCCCGAGAAGGUUCCUUCGGUUCUCCACCUCUUCCAAGAAGCAUGACAAUAACAAAUCUGAUCUCCAAUCCGAUGCCAACGAAUCAAGCAUCGUCCCAAUUCUAUCCAAGGAUGCAGCGAUGGGAUUGGUGCUAAGUGCGGCGUCUGUCAGAGGUUGGACUACCGAUUCCGGCAUGGAAGGUCCACCAGUCCCCGCCGGAGCCGAUGAAAAAUCGGGUAUGGAGAAGGUCUCGACUUUCCCCUGGUCCCUCUUCACCAGAUCGCCCCGCCGGAGGAUGCUCGUCGCCUUCACUUGCAACGUAUGUGGCCAAAGGACCACUCGCGCCAUCAAUCCCCACGCCUAUACCGACGGCACCGUCUUCGUUCAGUGUUGUGGAUGCAAUGUGUUCCAUAAGCUGGUGGACAAUCUAAACCUGUUUCACGAGAUGAAGUGCUAUGUGAACCCUAGCUUCAAGUAUCCCGGCUCCGACAAUGAAGUUUCCUUCAAGUAUCUUGACAUGGAUGAUGAUGAUACCAGCGACAACAAUGAUAUAUUUCCGAUCUUAUGAGGUGAAUUGACAGCAAACAGUGUGUGUACAUUCUAGUUCCAGUUGUAAAUAGACUAGCUACUGUUGUCUUAUAUUGGGUGAUUGAUUAAUAAUAAUUACAAUCUCAGAAUGUCCUUAUGUGAACAACUUGUAUUCUGGCUAGCAAGUUAAUGGUUAUUAAUAGUGGGAAACAGGGGGAGGAUGCAUGCUCACUUACUCGGGUUGUCUUGCGGGUUGUCUUGUAGAGUGUUUCUGAUUUACUGUCUGAUGCACAACUCAUGUAUCUGCCUUCUCUUAUUCUGGCAAGUGAUCUUUAAAGCUAUUAUUCCUGGGGAAACUUGGCUGAUGCGGAUUUGUUUGAUUCAAUAACAUGUUGUGAAGUAGAAAAUAAAAACUGUGCACCAUCUAAACAAUGGAUUAUUUUUACGUGGUUUUA
This is a messenger RNA of Diospyros lotus (date-plum), 1138 nucleotides long. RefSeq lists its product as uncharacterized. Gene Ontology annotation, cellular component: mitochondrion. The record is from RefSeq and is a predicted model, not a curated record. Lineage: Eukaryota; Viridiplantae; Streptophyta; Magnoliopsida; Ericales; Ebenaceae. The coding region runs from base 88 to 723 and encodes 211 amino acids. Gene Ontology annotation, molecular function: protein-folding chaperone binding; zinc ion binding. Gene Ontology annotation, biological process: protein stabilization; protein import into mitochondrial matrix; protein folding. The transcript is spliced from 4 exons.